AUGUUCGAAACGGGACGUAGGAGUGCGAUUAGUACGUCUCAGCUUGGACUCUAUUCGGAUCACGUUGAUCGUUACAACAGGAAUCGAUACGGGUCCAUCGCGAGGAAAUUUGCUAUCGGAAUUAUGGUUGUGAUGGCAGUGAUACUAAUUGGAAUAUUUCUGUACGACUUCACAUCUGCGACGUCGGCUAAUAAAAUGAGCCAGGAAACCAAGCACAUGUACAUCCUACAGAACGCGAUGAAGAAGCCUACGAACUUCACCAGAAGACUGUCCAAUUCUACCAUAAUGUCACCAACAGUGAACAGAAGCAGCUCGAUUCAGGAUCGCUCAGAUGAUGGAAAUUCAUUCGAUGAUGAUAGAGUCGAUGCUGAGUUCAGGUCGCAGAACUUGGAGAACUUCAAACUGAGGAAAAGAGUCUUGAAGUCAGUGGAGAACAACGAAGAUCCUCCGGAAGGGAAACAGUUGUUCGACAAUCAUGCUGUGGUCUAUCGCGUCAGGCAGAGGUACAAGUACCCAGAAUCGAAUGAAGAAGAGGGCUCAGAAGAGAGUCGCCCAGUCCCUUUCCAUUGGGAGCUGAAGACUCCUCAGCCGACUGCCUUCAAGCGUCCCAGGUAUCCUCAGCUGACCCAAUACAGAUACCCCCACGCCUCCAGGAACAUUCAAGACAUCAUAAAGUACCUGACGAACGACGCAGACCUGCCGAACAGGGGCAUAAAGUUCAGCGGCGUUUACGUGAACCCUAAGAAGUUCGACAUGUACCCUGAAGCAGCUGAGAUAAUGGCGAACAACGACAGGUCAGAGGAAGAAGAGGGUUCCUACGUGUCUAACGAAGAUCCGUUUUACCAAUUCAAGCCUAAACACCCAGCAGAUGUCAAUCUCCUAGCCAUGUCCAAUUUCAGAUUUUCGCCAACAGGACUGACUCGGUACAAUUACGAUUCCUGGCGACCGAAUUACUACAAACCCUCAUCAAUGGAUCCUCAGUAUGAGAACAUUCAGAACAACUAUCCAAAAAAGCGUAAACCUCAGCCGUUUAGCGUCAUGCUGGACAUUUAUCCCAUCACAGACAUCGAGCAGAACAAGAAAACGACCAGACCGAAACCAGUUCCUAUAGAAGAUUACGAAAUGAGGAGACCGAUUCAGUUCAAUAGAGGCAACAAGGUUUACGCCAUGCCUCAACAACCGUUGGCAGGGAUGUCGAAUCAGCCAAUGAGCGAAGAGGAGGAAAGACAGCAGAUGAUAUUCCAUUUGAAUCUGUACCCAAGAAAGAAGAAUAAAUUGAGCAGGAAAGAUAUUAUACACAGAUCGCAGUCUCUGGGUCCUGAAGAGCGUCAGCAGUUCGUAGAGAAAGUCUGGUCACCCCUGGAAACGAUAGCUAAGCACUUAGCAGUGGAAAGGUCGAAGUUCAUGGAGAACGAAGAAGAAAAUCUCGCUGCUACGAGGUACGAAGAAAGUACCCUGGGUAGCAGCGAUGAGGGGAAGACAUCAGGACAAGCAGAGUCCAUAAAAGCUAAUCAGGAACCCAUUAAUGUCCCACUUAAUCAUAAAUCUAGUAUAGAGGAUGAUUAUGCUAGUACAGAGAACUACGAAUAUCAGGCCCAGAAAUUUAUACAGACUACUACUGAUGACAAAUGUGAUGAUACUACUACUACUACUACUACUUUGAAUGAGGCGACUGUUGUUAAAAAUGAAAAUGCUGACUCGAAGGACAUUGACACUGUCGAAGGGUUCAAGGAAUUUAGUGACAGUGUCUCUAAAAAUUGAAAUGUAGUAAAAU
Molecule: messenger RNA, 1774 nt
Organism: Ceratina calcarata
Lineage: Eukaryota; Metazoa; Arthropoda; Insecta; Hymenoptera; Apidae
Exons: 5
Coding region: 1-1761 (586 amino acids)
Source: RefSeq, a predicted model, not a curated record